Molecule: messenger RNA, 1768 nt
Organism: Fundulus heteroclitus (mummichog)
Lineage: Eukaryota; Metazoa; Chordata; Actinopteri; Cyprinodontiformes; Fundulidae
Gene: tmem204
Product: transmembrane protein 204
Exons: 3
Coding region: 705-1352 (215 amino acids)
Source: RefSeq, a predicted model, not a curated record
GAGGAGGGCGCAGCACGUUUUGGAGCUGGCUGCUGGUGCAAACUGCCGUCCCAGACCAUGAUGAACAGCAACUCCCACAUUUCAACUCUCACCUAAAGCGUUUGCACAGAGAGAGAGAGAGAGAGAGAGAGAGAGAGAGAGAGAGGUGGGAAAGAGAGACAGAAAGAAGCAGCAGGAGGUGCACUAGAGGACUUCUUGUUCCAGUCAGGCAGCUGGGACUCUCCAAGUCAAGAGCGCUGCAGUGAACCGAUGUAAAGAACCUUUCCAGAGUCGUUCCAGAGAACCUUUUUUUUGUUUUCUAUUUGUUAUUUAAGAAAAUGGUGCUGCAGUGCUACGGAAAAAGGAGGAACUAAGUAAAAAGGCUCAACAAGAAGAAAAGAAAAACACGGGGCGAUUUGAGCAGAGAGGUUCAGAUCCAGGAGUCACGCUGCAGCCAGUGGAAUGGACCCGGGCGCCAGUUGGAUCAACCCCCAGGUACCAGCGCUGCUGUCUGAGGAGGAGGGCUGAGGAUCUGCCGCCACAACUACCACCUCCUAAAUGAGGAUGAAUGGAGAUGUUCUCUAGGGAAAGCAACACUCCUGCUGAAUCCUCUGAGUGAGCUGGAAGAAGAGGAGGUGGUGGCGGGGAGCGACCCUGGCCCGGAGGACCGGCGCACCGAGGAGGGACACCACGGACGGGGAGCGGUGGCGGGCGCCGGGCGUCGCAUGGCCGUCCAGAGGCUGGUGGCCGCAGCGGUGGUGGUAGCCCUGCUGUCGCUGGUCCUCAACAAUGUGGCGGCCUUCACCCCCAGCUGGGUCCUGCAGGCUCUGGACGACGGACGCAAGAGGAGCGUGGGACUGUGGAGGAUGUGCCCCGUCAGUGUGGAGAGGGGCCGGGACAACCUCCAGUGUGCGAGCCUGGAAUGGGGAUCUGACUACGCAGGCUACCAAGAAUCCCGCAGCACUGUUAAAUUGCAGUUUAACAUGAUGCGGGCGUGCAACCUGAUAGCCACGGUGGCCCUGACGGCCGGUCAGCUCAUCUUCCUCCUGGGCUUGAUGGAGCUGCCCUUCAUCACGCAGGAGUCCCAGUGGUGGGAGGAAGCCAUCGCGGCGCUCUUCCAGCUAGCCAGUUUGGCGCUGGUGAUUGGCCUGGUGACCUUCUACAGGAUCGGGCCCUACACACACCUGUCCUACUCCUGCUACGUCAACAUCGCAGCCUGCCUGCUGGCCACCAUGGCGGCCGCCAUGCUCAUCUGGAACAUUUUGCACCGACGAGACGACUGCCUCGCUCCGGGGGUCAUAAUCUUCAGUCCCUCGCUGGCGUCGCCUUUUCACCCACGUCUAGAAAACGACUACGUGGAGUCGCCUUGUUGAGCGGACUGGGUGCUAAACUUUGGCUGCGUGUCUGGAAAGAGACGCUAAAGACAAGACGCAUUGCUGUGGCUCCACAGAAGCUGGACACACCUGUUCUUACAGCUUUACAGCGUUUCUCCCCGUCCCUUUAAAUAUAACUGAAUUAUUUUGCUGCUUAAAGCACAAGCACGUAUUUAUCCUAAAAUACCACGAGGCAGCCCAAUAGUUCAAAACAUCCAUUUCCAGUGUGUGAAGUUUUGUAUAAUCACCCUAAGGUGAGCUUUCUGGUUGCUGACAUGGAUUUUGGGCGCGGACUGUUUUCUAUAAGUCGUCUUUAUAAAAAGAUCAAGCUGGAACUUGAACCUUUUUUUCUUAUUUUAAAAUCGCACUUAUUAAAUGGUCCCUUAUACGAUUAUAAAUUGGGAAUGAUUAUAACA